UUUUGGUUGAAAUAUAGGAAAGUAUGAGUGUUUUAUGCAGCCAGGCGGAUGGUUAGUAGUCCUCACAUUGUGCGCCAGUAAGAAGUGUUGGGGAGGAUGACGUUCCGGCUGAGAGGACCCUCGCUGCGUAUCCUGGUGCUGUUGAUUUUUGUCGCAGUGGCGCAAGGAGGAUUUAUCGAACAGCCCCCCAACAACGCCAUACGCUCGCUGGCCGAGGAGGAGACGGUCCUGCCCUGCCGCUACCAACCUGGCGACAAUGUGGUGGUGCAGGUCACAUGGUACAAGGAGACCCCCAAUGGCGUCAAGGAGCAGAUCAUCACCGCUCAUCACAAUAACGGCCAGACAGCAUUUGGGACGUGGUCUCGGCGCGUGCGAUUCAAAAGCAGUGACCCCACGGUGGAUUCGUCUCUGGUGGUCAUGAGCACAGAUGUGUCAGACGAGGGGACGUACAUCUGCCGCAUCACCAUCUUCCCCUUGGGAAACUUUGACAGAGCAAUGUCACUCACAGUGUGGACCAUCCCCAUCUCCUCCCUGGACCCUGUCAUUCUGGUCGAGGGACAGUCUUUCCGCCAGGUGGCCUCCUGCCGCUCCUUGGCCCGCCCGCCGCCUCUCCUGUCCUGGGACACCGAGCUGAGCGGCCAGUCGGUCAACCGUUCGUCUGAGAACGGGGCCGUCUCCACCCAUUACUCCCUGCACCCACUGAGGAGGAUGAACGGGAAGAAGCUGGACUGUCUGGUAUGGCAUCCCACUCUGACGGGGGGCCCACGCAGGCUUCAGAACAAGCUGGUGGUACACUUUCCUCCUGAUCCUGAGGUGUCAGGCUACAAUGGCGACUGGUAUGUGGACCUGGAGCAUGCAGCCCUGAGGUGUGUGAGUGGAGGAAAUCCCAAACCUCAGAUAUUCACCUGGGCCAGACUGGGUGACAAGUUACCCGAGGGCGUGAUCCCUCACCCCAACGGAACCCUUGAAUUUGGGCGCCCCCUCAGCCUGUCAGACAGCGGCACCUACCAGUGCCUGGCGAGGAACGAGGUGGGGGUGGGCACAGCGGAGGUGGAGAUCGCGGUGGCAGAGUCUCACGAGAGUCAGACCAUGACGGAGAACGUGCUGAUGAUCAUUGUGGGGGCCAUCGCUGGGGGGUUGCUCAUCUUGAUGCUGGUCAUCGUCAUCUGUGUCACCUGCCACCACAAGAAGAAGAACAAGAUGCUGAAGAGGGAGCUGACCGAGAAGAAGGAGGAAAUAAGCACUCUGUCCCGCCAAGCAUCUUUCAGGAGGAUGAACUCGGUCAGCACAGAUGCAAGAGGAGCGACUGAGGAGAGCAUCCCACUGAGGGUAGAGGGAACCCUGAGGACCAGCAUGUCUUCUCUCGGGGAGAUGGCUCAGAGCCGUGACAGCCGCUCUACUCUCUCCGGCGGGAGGGGAGGAGGGGGAGCGUACGACUACCUGGGUCGACCUGUCCUUCACAACAACUCACGGAGGGGCAGAGAGAGGCCCCUGGACCGGGAUGAGGAGAGCCGAAUUAGGGUGGAAACCUAUGUGAGGAACAGCAACAUAUCUCUGGAAUCCCGUCUGCAUCCUCCUCUCAUCCCGUCGUCGCUGCCCGUCGUCCAAUCGUCCACGGAGGUUGUCAGGCACAUCAACGGCUCUGCCGAGGGGGGCUCGAGGCCCACCAGCACCACCAGGUCCCUGCGGCACUCCUCCCUAAGCUGCAGCUAUCCACCCGUGACGGACGAUGAGGACGAGGUAGACGAAGGCCUCGGGGGGCCCGGCAGGCGGGAGCAUCCUGGCGACAGAGAGAGCGUGACCAGCAGCUCCCAGGCGUCUGAGGCAGGCUACCAGCUUAUAAACGGGACAGUGAGGUUAAAACCAACUCCUAGCCCCACUAUGGUUAGCCCCCAUGCCUCCUUGGUGCACAAGGCCCAGAUUGUGUAGCAAGAAAAUGGUCACAACAUACAGUUUACUUUGGAAAAACUCUUUAAAGGGAAUGUCUACACUGGACUGGAUUCAAGGACAUGUACAGUAACUCUGUGCAGGUUCAUUUGUGCACAGGUUUGGACUGGAUCCAAGACGUGGAUGUCUCUCCUUCUGCCACACCUGUGACUUGCAUUACCUCCACUUAUCAUCUUCGUGCCUGAGACACUUUAGGACCCGAUAAAAUCUCCCUGCAGGCAGACGCAAUAUGACCACCGUGAACCAUGUGUGGUCAAACUUUUACAUAUUUUGUAUAUUACCUGUGUAUAAUUUUUUUAUGUGUGUCAAGUACUUUAGGGGCUUUUCUUACAGCAAAUAGUGCAAAUGUGAAGUAUUAUUUUGUUUGAUGCAUAUAUUAGACAUCUUACAUAGACACAUAGAUAUGUUUAAAAAAUAUUACAAUGCAAUUUGACUAAAGACUCAGUGCUUUUUCAUUUUUGUUUACAUCCUGUAUCUUCGAAGAGCCAGUUGGAUUAUUUUUCUACAGCGCCAUCUAGUGUGCAGUGCUGUGCAAGGUGGUGUGAUUUAUCUAUUGGACCAAAGCCUAAAACCUAAUUUCCAUUAGCUGGGCAUGUGUUUGGGGUUUAUAUUUUAAGUGUGAAUAAACUACAUGUGAUGAUUUUUUUUUACAACAAUUCUGUUUUUUUUUUAACCAUCCGAAUAUAUUUAUUCAUGUUAAAAGAUGGAUACUAAAUUGACAAUAAUGGAGACGCCCUUUGUGAAGUAACAAUGUUAAAAUUGCCACAAAAGGCAUAUAAUCAUUCAAUAAUGUGAAUAUGUUGCCAGGGUUAGUUACCAGAUCACAAGACGUUUUAAACAAAGAAGAGCGCAGACAAAAGUACUGUGUAUAAUUAUUCCCUCUUGACCUAUUAAAAUCGAGUUAAAUGUUAUACCAGUGUGUGACGGCAUAAAAUAUUGUGUAAUUACAGUCAAAUCUUUGUAGAAUUCUU
Messenger RNA from Dunckerocampus dactyliophorus (ringed pipefish), 2918 nucleotides. RefSeq names its product nectin cell adhesion molecule 4a (gene nectin4a). Gene Ontology annotation, cellular component: adherens junction. The transcript is spliced from 11 exons. The coding region runs from base 97 to 1929 and encodes 610 amino acids. The record is from RefSeq and is a predicted model, not a curated record. Lineage: Eukaryota; Metazoa; Chordata; Actinopteri; Syngnathiformes; Syngnathidae. Gene Ontology annotation, biological process: heterophilic cell-cell adhesion; homophilic cell-cell adhesion.